Erythranthe guttata (spotted monkey flower) is the source of this 1822-nucleotide messenger RNA. The record is from RefSeq and is a predicted model, not a curated record. NCBI's taxonomy places the organism in Eukaryota, Viridiplantae, Streptophyta, Magnoliopsida, Lamiales, Phrymaceae.
CCUUUGAAUAAUGUCUUCUUCCUCCUUUGGCUGCUGCUUCUAGGCUUUCCCUCCAAUCCAAAACCCUAAAACCCCAACAUUUUUAAAUUUCUUCGUAAAUGUUAAAAGUAUCGAGAAUGAAAUCGCUACUCACUCUCAGUCCAUCUCUCUCCAAUUCCACCGCCGCAGCUCCUCUUUCACUCUACUUCCGCUCCAAAUCCUCCACUCUUCUUCGCGGCGCAGCUAACAGAAUUAAACCCCUCAAGAACCCUACAUUUCUCCCACCAUUAUCUGUUACCAACUCCCUCCCUAAUUAUUCAAAACCCUCUAAUUCCAGUCAAAGUCGAGGCUUUUGCACCGAUGGUGGUGCCUCCGGCGAGAUUCACCUGAUUGUGGGACCCAUGUUCGCCGGAAAAACCACCACACUUCUCAAGAGGAUGAAGUCCGAGAGACGCAAUGGCAGAUUUCAGGGCAAUCCAAUAAAGAAUUCCUGCCAUUUGGAUAGAACAUUAAAGGAUCUUUGCUUCACGGGGAGGGUUAAAGAGGCUGUUGGAAUAUUGUGCACCACUGGGGUGCAAGUACAUUCCGAAAUCUAUUCGCUCCUCUUGCAAGAAUGCAUUUUCAGAAAGGAGUAUAAGAAGGGGAGAAGAAUGCAUUGGCAAAUGGUGGUUGUCGGAUUCAUUCCCGAUGAAUAUCUGAAGAUCAAGCUUUUGAUUUUAUACGCCAAAUCUGGAGAUCUUGAUACCGCCCAUGUUUUUUUCGACACGCUAAUAACGAAAAAUAUAAUUUCGUGGAAUGCAAUGAUUGCAGGGUAUGUGCAAAAGGGGCUAGAAGAGAUGGGGUUGAGUCUUUAUCAUAGAAUGAGACAACUCGGUUGGAUGCCGGACCAGUAUACAUUUGCGUCAGUAUUUAGGGCUUGUUCUUCACUGGCCAUUCUUGAACAGGGCAAACAAGCGCAUGGGAUAUUGAUUAAGAGUCAAAUUAGUAUAAACGUUGUAGUUAAUAGCGCGCUUAUGGAUAUGUAUUUCAAAUGUAGUAGCCCCCACGAUGCGUUUCGAGUAUUCGAUACGUCUUUACAGAGGAACGUCAUAACAUGGACGUGUUUGAUAUCUGGAUAUGGUCUGCAUGGCAGAGUGUACGAGGUUUUGGAUGCUUUCCAUCAGAUGAUAAGCGAAGGAUUUAAACCAAAUCAAAUCACGUUUCUUGCAGUACUCUCUGCAUGCAGCCAUGGUGGAUUGGUGGACAAAGGGCAGGAGUAUUUUUCGUCCAUGUUGAGAGACUAUGGUGUUCGGCCGAGGGGCAAACAUUACGCGAUCAUGGUUGACCUUUUAGGGCGCGCUGGCAGACUAGAAGAGGCUUACGAAUUUGUCCAGGUGUCGCCUUGUAAAGACCACCCAGCGGUAUGGGGUGCUCUGCUCGGUGCGUGUAGAAUUCAUGGUAAUAUGGAUAUUGUGAAGAUUGCUGCAAAGAAUUUUUUCGAAUUGGAACCAGAAAAUGCUGGGAAGUACAUAGUCUUGUGUAACGCUUAUGCGACUUUUGGGAUGUGGAAAAACGUUGCGGAGAUUAGGAGUGUGAUGAGGGGGUCUGGGAUUAAAAAGGAGCCUGGUUAUAGCAUGAUAGAGUUGCAAACGGAGGUCCAUUUCUUCUUUAUGGGGCAUAAUACUCAUGAACAAACCGACCAAAUACAUGAAAUGAUUAGAGAACUGACCUUUUCGUUGAAAGAUCCUUGUGAUAUUCCAGACUCGAGCAUUGAACUGGAGGAAAACGUAGUUGUCUGUGGUGAUUAAAUAUCUACUGAUAUUUAAUAUAUGUAAAGGUAGGGUUGGAAUUCAUGGUUUACUAG